Staurois parvus is the source of this 567-nucleotide messenger RNA. NCBI's taxonomy places the organism in Eukaryota, Metazoa, Chordata, Amphibia, Anura, Ranidae. The record is from the annotation of a GenBank genome assembly.
AGUCUUGCACAGGUGUACUGGCUCCUCCCCUUUAGUCUUGCACAGGUGUACCGGCUCCUCCCCUUCAGUCUUGCACAGGUGUAUCGGCUCCUCCCCUUCAGUCUUGCCCAGGUGUUCCCGCUCCUCCCCUUCAGUCCUGCACAGGUGUACUGGCUCCUCCCCUUCAGUCCUGCACAGGUGUACUGGCUCCUCCCCUUCAGUCCUGCACAGGUGUACUGGCUCCUCCCCUUCAGUCCUGCACAGGUGUACCGGCUCCUCCCCUUCAGUCUUGCACAGGUGUUCCCGCUCCUCCCCUUCAGUCUUGCACAGGUGUGCCGGCUCCUCCCCUUCAGUCUUGCACAGGUGUUCCCGCUCCUCCCCUUCAGUCUUGCACAGGUGUUCCCGCUCCUCCCCUUCAGUCUUGCACAGGUGUACCAGCUCCUCCCCUUCAGUCUUGCACAGGUGUACCAGCUCCUCCCCUUCAGUCUUGCACAGGUGUACCAGCUCCUCCCCUUCAGUCUUGCACAGGUGUACCAGCUCCUCCCCUUCAGUCUUGCACAGGUGUACCAGCUCCUCCCCUUCAGUCUU